AACCCAUCCACCAUAUCCUUGGGGCAUUUUACUGCUGAUACAUACGCCACAGAUCGAAAAUGGCCAAUUAUUAGACAAUAUUAUAUUUUUUUUCUCAAGAGUGCUGGCCUGGCAUAUAUAUAUGAACAUCAUUUCAUAUAACCAGGCUUGUUCACUCAUCAACUACAUACCAAUUUCACAUUUGCUUAUCAAUCUGCCUCUUCAAUUCUCUCCAUCGAUCGGCUAAACAAUCGACCAGCAAUUAAGAGGCCGGACAGCAGAAAUACACAGACAGACAUCAGCUAUGCAUUCCCUACAACAUAAUUAAGACAGCCGCCGCGAGUGCCAGGUAAUAAAAAGUAUAGAAUAGGCAGUAAUUAUGGCGGAUCCAAUUGGGCCAAUAGUUGGGACCAUUUUCCAAGGGUUGCAAGAACAAGUUAAAACCCAAGCCCAAUAUGCCCUCAACUUCAAAGAGCAGUUCAAAGAGAUGCAGACACAACUUGAACUCAUGCAAGCAUUCCUCAACGAUUGUAAAGAUGACAAAAGUAAGUGCCAAACUGUGAAGACAGCCUCAAAGCAUCUGCGAGAAUUAACGUAUGUUGCAGAUGACGUUGUCACCGGCUGCCAAAUCAGGGAAGACUACAAGAGAGCAAUUGAGAGUACAUUCUGCUUACCUUCUUGCAAGGAAGUUGUCUACCGCUGGGACACGGGCAGGAAGCUGACAGAAAUUAACCAGCAACUUCAGAAGAUGCAUAAAAGGCAUGGGCUUCUUGAGUCAGUUGGUCAGAGAUCUUCUAAGCCUCCUGCUCCUCCUAGAAGAAAAACCACCCCGUUAGUGCCACACAAAAUAGUUGGGCUAGAAAAAGAGACUGAAAAAAUAACAAACUGGAUGUUUACUGGCAAUGUCUCAUUUAUUGGCAUUACAGGAAUGGGGGGGUUGGGUAAAACCACAAUCGCCCAAAAGGUUUUCAACCAUAAGCAGGUCAAAGACCGAUUUAAAAAAAGAAUUUGGGUUUGUGUAGCUCAAACUUAUGAUGCGGUUGAGCUGGAGAGGAGUAUCUUGGAUAUGCUAGGGGUGGAAUAUAAGGGAUGCAAUGAAAGUGACCUGCAAACAAAAAUUUCUGAAUUUCUCUUGGCAAAUAAUACCUUAAUUGUGUUGGAUGAUGUGUGGACGCUAAAAGGUGGUUGGUGGACUCUGAUAUCAACCGCAUUUCAGGAAAGAGCCAAGCAUAACGGAUGCAUCAUUGUCACGUCCAGAAAUAAGCAAGUCAUAAAAGAUAUGGUAGCACAUGGUGGCUUUAACAAUGUAGAAAUCCACGAACCCAAGUUGCUGAGUAAAGUGGAAAGCGAGAAGUUAUUCUGCAAGUUUGUGUUCGGCCAAACCAAGACCAAGUUCAACAAGUGUGAAUUAGACAAGGUGGGGAAGGAGAUUGUACACAAGUGUAAUGGUCUCCCAUUAGCAAUCAAGAUAAUUGGAGGUGUUAUGAGUGGUGUUAAACCACGGACACCUGCCGAAUGGAGGAAGAAAUGUGAAAAGUUUCGUGAAGUAAUAAUUAAAAAAAUUGAAGGCACAGUUAGUGUUAUAGAUUCAUUGCAGUUGAGCUACGACGAGCUUCCAGAUCAUCUAAAGCAGUGCCUUUUAUGUUUUGCAAUUUAUCCAGAUGAUCAUGAAAUAGAAGUGGAACAACUGAAGCGUUGGUGGGUAGGGGAAGGUUUUGUUCGAGGCACUGAAAUUCCAAAUGAAGAAGCCUACGAGUAUCUGUUGGAGUUGAUCAAUAGGUGUUUGGUUGAGGUUACAAAGAAGGGAGACUUUGAUGGAAGAGUGCACAAAUGCAAGAUGCAUGACAUGGUUCGAGAAAUGGUAAUCCGAAAUGCAAAAGAUGAGGCAUUCUGCGACUUCAAUAACACAGGCAAGCAUAUAGCCACAGCCAAUUCUCUGCAUUUGGGUGUCACAAAGGACACAUCUUUCCAGUCAUUGAAUGGAAACGAGAAGCUGAGGGCACUUAUUCUCACCACAUGUGAUUCCAUUGGGUUCAAUAAGCGAAUUGCAUUGGCAAAAGUCAAGACUCUCAGGGUGUUGGACCUCUCACGUCUAAAGCUAGAUGGAAUCAGUGUGGACCACCUUUGGCACUGGAUCACAUCCCUAAAACUCCUAGCUUAUCUGAAUCUUCAGGAUGUGGUAGGCUUGGAGGAAAUCCCACCCUCGAUUCAAAAGCUUUGGGGCCUUCAGAUUCUCAUCCUAAAUGGAUGCGAAAGUCUUGGAAGCCUACCAUCGCCAAUGCCAUGCUUUCCAAGAUUAAAAGUUUUGGAUGUUAGGAAUUGUUCAUCUCGUUUGUGGAUUCCACAAGGCCUCUCUACACUCUCUACUCUUCAAGAGCUUUAUGGAUUCAAGAUACCAAAAGGAAAUGAAAAAGAAGCCUGUGGACUGGACGGCCUCAAGGAAAUGAAGCAACUUGAGGUGUUACAUGUGGACAUAAUGAAAGGAAGCCUGAUUCAAGGUCACGACUUGACAGCACUGGGAAGUCUGGAAAAGCUGAGGGUACUAUCAAUUAAUGCCAAUGGCAUUACAGAUGAUGAAUUGUUACAAAAGUUGAAGAAGUUAUGUGUGCCCUCAGGUUUAAAACAUUUGUAUCUAAGGCGCUUCUGCCUAGAAGAUACACCAGCAUGGAUAAGCCCUUCUUCACUGCCCCAGCUGCAAUUUCUUUGCAUCGAGGACUCGAAAGAGCUCACCCAAUUCAGCGAAAACUUCCAUGAGGGUCAGUGGAUGGUAGAAGGAAUGUCUUUGAAAUUCUUGCCUAAGCUGGAGGUGGAAUUGGAAUGGUUGCAGAAGGCAAUGCCUCAACUUAGGUACUUAGAAGUUAGCCACUGCAACACGUCAAAGUCUUCUACUUUUCUCAGUGAUGAUUUAUAUACUUGGGAACAACCAAAUGAAGAAGAGAUGGAAGAAGACAAGGAACUAGAGCACAAUGCCUAUGAAGAAGAUAAGGAAGAAGAAUGCAAUACCCGUGAAGAUUGAAGCAGUGCACCAGAAGGAAGAUACAAGCAUUGGUGCAGAUUCCAAUUCAGCUACGUACCAAGUCUUAAUCAUGAACCCCAACCAGGUGAUCGAUUGUUGCAUGUUUUCUGAAAUAAAUAAUGCAUGUUAGUGUGAUGUUUUCAUUUUUUCUAUCGUGUAAAAUAAGAUGAUGAUGCUCUAUUGUUGUAUUUGCCAUGUGUAUUUUCCUAUAUCCAGAUUGUGCAUGUAAACUGUCUCUUCUAUGUCCAAUUCUGUUUGAGGUUGCAUUUUACACUAUUUUCAAUAUCAUAAAACUCUACUGCUA
Molecule: messenger RNA, 3299 nt
Organism: Ipomoea nil (Japanese morning glory)
Lineage: Eukaryota; Viridiplantae; Streptophyta; Magnoliopsida; Solanales; Convolvulaceae
Product: disease resistance RPP13-like protein 4
Exons: 3
Coding region: 359-2995 (878 amino acids)
Biological process (GO): defense response to other organism
Molecular function (GO): ADP binding
Source: RefSeq, a predicted model, not a curated record